AUGGCGCCUAUCACUCAUUUCCUCUUCGAAGAGAUGGCAAGCUUCAACUUCCGCCUCGAAAGCAAAACGUAUACCAAAAUGGAGGAAGUAGGUCUUACAAUCGAAACAAUCCUUCGAACUCUCGAGCUUACGGAGGAACCUAACAAGUACAACUUCUUUCUGCUGGGCGGGUUGGAAAGGAAGGCACGCACAUUCGUCGAUAACCCGAACAUUCUCAACUGCUACGAUCAUCACAAUUAUAAGUCGCUAAUUACGAUUAUCGUCCGCUAUAAAAGCGACCCAUCACCUUAUGACGCCCAGGCACCUAGCGCAAUGGAAUCGCUUGAUGAAAGACGAGCCCAAAGUGGAAUAGAUGAACUACAAAACCCGGUUCUCGAUCCAAAGCGCUUCCUCGAGCUAUUUGAGCUUCGUGGCACAUACAUAGUGUGGGGGGAGCCCGCAAAGCGAGGGCAAGAUGGAUCGGACAGCGUACCUCAUCGAAUUAUUUGA
This is a messenger RNA of Penicillium manginii, 489 nucleotides long. RefSeq lists its product as uncharacterized. The transcript has a single exon. Lineage: Eukaryota; Fungi; Ascomycota; Eurotiomycetes; Eurotiales; Aspergillaceae. The coding region runs from base 1 to 489 and encodes 162 amino acids. The record is from RefSeq and is a predicted model, not a curated record.